AUGGCAAUCAAGGAUACUGGCUACGUCAAGUGGCUGCCCAAGAUGCGAGGAGACUCGACAACCAGAAACCCUAAUGUGUACUGUCACUUCCACCGCGACUUUGGGCACAGUUCGGAAGGUUGUUGCAACCUCAAGGACGAGAUUGAAGAGCUGAUCCGCCGUGGAUAUCUAAAGCAGUUCAUUAAACAUGAGGACAGGGAGGUAGCGGACCGAAAAGCCAACCAGCAAAGAGAAGCUCCCGAGCCGAGUAUAAGGAAUGACCAGCAACCACCUCGGCAACCAAUGCCACCAGAGGAUAGGCCGAUCCACGGGGUGAUCAAUAUGAUCACUGGUGGGUCAAUCGUUGUGGGGUGCAGCACAAAAAUGGGAAAGAUGUCAGUUUGGGAGCUCGAGCACGAAGAUGAGAACCUGCCAAACCGACCUCGAGUGGAGGAGGCAAUUUAUUUUACCAAGGAUGAUGCAAGUGGGAUUCAGUAUCCGCAUGAUGACACCCUCAUGGUCAAGUUGGUGAUUAAUGACUUCGAGGUGAAGCAGAUACUAGUAGACUCAGGGAGUUAA
This is a messenger RNA of Nelumbo nucifera (sacred lotus), 558 nucleotides long. RefSeq lists its product as uncharacterized. Lineage: Eukaryota; Viridiplantae; Streptophyta; Magnoliopsida; Proteales; Nelumbonaceae. The record is from RefSeq and is a predicted model, not a curated record.